Messenger RNA from Emericellopsis atlantica, 1227 nucleotides. Its product is annotated as fungal cellulose binding domain protein. The transcript has 5 exons. The record is from RefSeq and is a predicted model, not a curated record. Gene Ontology annotation, cellular component: extracellular region. Lineage: Eukaryota; Fungi; Ascomycota; Sordariomycetes; Hypocreales; Bionectriaceae. The coding region runs from base 1 to 1227 and encodes 408 amino acids. Gene Ontology annotation, molecular function: hydrolase activity; cellulose binding. Gene Ontology annotation, biological process: carbohydrate metabolic process.
AUGGUUGUGUUCGAAAUCAAAUCUGUGGCGUACUUCGCCGCAAUACUCUUGGGCACUGCCGAGGCAGUCAGUCUUGGUGCUUACAAUGUUGAUCCAGAUUCGGUUUCGGUGUCCGGACUGUCUUCGGGAGGCUUCAUGGCAGCCCAGCUUGGCAUUGCCCACUCGUCUACCUUCAAAAAAGGCUUUGGAGUGUUCGCUGGAGGGCCCUUUGACUGCGCGCGCAACCAGCAGUACACCAUGUGCAUGAACAACAAUAAGCCAAAUACGCAGACCCCCAACAGCAAUUUGCAGGCAUGGAGUGGCAACCAAAUCGACGACACCGCGAAUCUCAAGACGCGGAAAGUCUUCCUCGAAGUUGGCACAUCCGACUCGACCGUGGGCCCCAACCCGAUGAAUACACUCAAGGAGCAGUUGGCAAGUUAUGUUGACCCAGCCAAUAUGGCCUACGUGACCCGCCAAGGUCAGGCGCAUGUGUUUCCCACAGACUUUGAUGUCUCAGGCAAUAACCCGUGUGGCUCAAGCACUUCACCAUACAUUGCCAACUGUGGCUAUGAUGGCGCUGGCGCUGUGCUCAACUGGAUGUACAGCGGGUUGAACCCUCGCUCUUUGAGCGAUCAGGGCAGUUUCGUUUCCUUUGACCAGUCUGGCAAGUACGGGGCCGCUGGCAUGGCGUCCUCUGGCUCUCUCUACGUCCCCAAAGCCUGCCAGACCGGCGGAACCGUUUGCAAGCUUCAUGUGGCGUUGCACGGAUGCCUGCAAACUACCUCCGCCAUAGGAAACAAGUACACCGUCAACACAGGCUAUAAUCGAUGGGCCGACACGAACAAUAUUAUCAUACUUUACCCUCAAGGGACACCAGACUAUACUCUUCGGCAAGCAUGGCAAGGGCUGCUUCCCAAUCCAAACGGAUGCUGGGAUUGGGUUGGCUGGUAUGGCAAUAACGCCGAUCAGAAGGGCGGAGUUCAAAUGGCUGCCAUUGUUGCUCAAGUGAACCGGAUCGUGAGCGGCUUCCAACAGGGCGGGGGCCAGCCUUCGACCACCACUUUAGCUAUCAGCACCAGCACGACGACAUCAAGUGCGCCAACCAGCACUGUGGCUGAACCUAUGGCUCCCCUAUACGGCCAAUGUGGUGGAAUAGGAUGGUCCGGACCCACCAAAUGCGAGAAGGGGGUGUGUACUAGCUAUAGCCCGUUCUAUGCACAAUGCCUCUUGCCGGUGAGAAGAUGA